UUGCGUUCUACCCCACAAAUUCAACCGCGUCGCAUCCGUCUUGCACAUUACUCCUGAUCUUUCGCCAUGGACGAUCCAUUUGAAGAUGAGAUGCCUCAGGCGGCUCCCCCGCCUCCAAAGAAAAGAUCAUUCUUUAGUUCAGCAGCAAUAGCGAAAGUUGCUGCUCCUGCAGAACCUAUGGAUCUCUUCAGCCGUGCAAAAGAGUUACAUCCGCAAAUUUUGGCCGACGAGGAGCGCAAAAGGCAGAGAAGACUUAUGAAGUUGGAACGCAAGAGAUCCUCGACGAGUGCAGAGAUUAGUGAAAUCACACCACCUGAAGACAAGAGAAGACGGCUGUCUGCACAAGGAAAGGGUCACAACAUUUACUCCUCAGACGAGUCUCCAAACCACGACGCCGAGAGUAGUUCCCGGACUCGCAGACAAUCCUCACAUUCAUCACCUGGAAGUCGACGUUCACGGCAAGGCUCGGAUACCCACCACGUUCAAGGCUCUCCGACUUCACUAUCUGCUAGAUAUAACAAGGAGAUCAAUGCACGCAAACUACAGUCGCCGAAGUCUGCAGUAUCCACGGGUUGCAUUACACUCAGUGAUAGCGAAGAUGAGAGCCCAAAGAGAGCUGUAUUACCUGUUCGAAGACAGCCCGUUAAUCUGGACGACAGCGACGAUGACGAUCUUCCCCAACCUCCGAGGACUACAAAACCAAUUGUUGUAGAUGAUGAUCCACUUUCCGAUGAAGAAUAUCCCGAGUUGGUGGCAGCAGCCAAGGAGCGAGCAAGACUGAAAGCAGAAGAGGCAUCGAAAUCCUUGAAGGUAUUCGGAGAGCGAAACCAUGCUCCCACACAAAGUAGGGUAGAUGAACUGGAUGACAUUUUCGAAAUAGGAUCUGGCCCAGCCAAUUUAGACCCUUCGGUCGAAAUUUUUAUUACUUCCAUGAUGGAAGGUACAACUCCACUCAGAGUUAAGAGGAAAAUAUCGCAGAAGCUAGAAGAUGUCCGAUUUGCAUGGUGUGAUCGACAAACCAUAGAUGGUGAACCUAUGGGGCCCGGCUUCAGAGAUAUUGUGUUCCUCACCUGGAAGUCCAUUCGUGUUUUCGACUACACAACAUGUACCGGCCUUGGACUGAAGGUUGACGCCCUUGGAAAUCUCGUUUCAAGUGGUAAUGGAAUGGACUCGGAUGGCCGAAUCCAUCUGGAAGCCUGGACACCCGAUGCAUUCGAUGUCUAUCAAAAGAGACAAGCAGCUAAGAAACAGAAGGAGCUAGGUUUGACUGAUGUCGACGAGAUUGAAGAGCAGGCACAAGCAAAAGCAAACAAGACUAAGCUCAUCUUCAAGUCCAAGGAUUUACCGGAUUACAAACUUAUGGUCAAAUCAUCCACCCCGAUCGAGAGAAUGGUGGAAGCUUUCAGAGGAGCAUACAAUAUACCUGACGAGAAGACAGUCACUUUAUAUUUCGACGGGGAUAAAUUGGAGCCUUCUGACACGGUUGGGGAUACCGACUUGGGUGACAUGGAUACUGUUGAAGUUCAUGUACGGUGAUCCUUAGUAUCUGGCUGAGUUGGCGUUCCUGGAGUGCAUCGGUUUUUUUAUAGAAAAAUACCUCGGAUCCGGAAUGGAUGUUAUAAAAUUGGAGAAUGGCGUGGCUAUUUGUUCUGAUCCAGGAAUGGAAUAAAAAACUAGUAAAUAUAAUUAUUGGAACACAUGGACUUCCGGGUCCUAUUGUAGAAGAUACAUGAAUUCAAUACUGAUGAAAUUGAU
This is a messenger RNA of Mollisia scopiformis, 1755 nucleotides long. RefSeq lists its product as uncharacterized. Gene Ontology annotation, molecular function: protein binding. Bases 67 to 1536 code for a protein of 489 amino acids. NCBI's taxonomy places the organism in Eukaryota, Fungi, Ascomycota, Leotiomycetes, Helotiales, Mollisiaceae. The transcript has 2 exons. The record is from RefSeq and is a predicted model, not a curated record.